AUCUGUGUGUAGACACUCCCACUAGCUGCGGCGGUCAGAGUAGUUUCCUAAUCGACUGCGCAUGCGCAGUAUACCGUCAGAGGGGCGACACAAGAACGGAUAAAAACAGACACUUUACAUUAGAUUUUAGGAACUCUGUUGUUAUUUCCAACAACAUUUAUAACAGCAGGCUUCCCAACAUCGAGGAGACUGAAACACCAGGAAAAAUAAACCAGACUAAACCGAAAUUAGUACCACAGUUACGCAGUCAGACGCAAACUACUAACGACUCAAGAUCAGUCCAAUGGCAACGUCGUGUGUGACCAAGGUGGAGCUGACGGUUUCCUGUGAAAACCUGCUGGACAUGGAUGUGGUGUCCAAAUCCGACCCGCUGUGUGUCCUGCUCAUGAACACAUCAGGAAACCAGUGGUUUGAGGUCGAUCGCACUGAGAGGGUUAAGAACUGCUUAAGUCCAAAAUUUGCCAAGAAGUUUGUUGUCGAUUACUACUUUGAGGUUGUUCAGAAACUCAGAUUCUGCCUUUACGAUAUUGACAAUAAAACCAUCGAUUUGAGCGAUGACGACUUCCUGGGUGAGUUUGAGUGCUCGUUGGGACAGAUUGUUUCCAGUAGCAAGCUGACGAGACCUUUGGUGCUGAAGAACAAAAAACCUGCAGGAAAGGGAACGAUUACGGUGAAU
Molecule: messenger RNA, 676 nt
Organism: Sinocyclocheilus grahami
Lineage: Eukaryota; Metazoa; Chordata; Actinopteri; Cypriniformes; Cyprinidae
Product: copine-3-like
Exons: 4
Biological process (GO): cellular response to calcium ion; ERBB2 signaling pathway
Cellular component (GO): plasma membrane
Molecular function (GO): calcium-dependent phospholipid binding; receptor tyrosine kinase binding
Source: RefSeq, a predicted model, not a curated record